AUGUGGACGCUCGGGCGCCGCGCGGCCGCCGGCUUCCUGCCCCGGGCGGCGCCCCCGGGCCUGACCCAGGCCCGCGCCGGGGCCCCCGGGCCGCCGGAAGGCGCCUUGCUCUGCGGCCGCCGGGGCCUGCAUGCGCCCGGCCAAGCUAGUUCUAACCCCUACUGCCUCAACCAGAUUCUGAAUGCCAAAAAGCAGAGCGUCCAUUUGAUGAAUUUGAGGAAAACGGGAACUUUGGGUGAUCCAAGCUCUCUAAAUGAGACCACCUAUGAAAGACUGGCAGAGGAGACGCUGGACUCCCUAGCAGAGUUUUUUGAAGACCUUGCUGACAAACCUUAUACAUUUGAGGACUAUGAUGUCUCGUUUGGGAGUGGUGUUUUAACAAUUAAACUGGGUGGAGAUCUCGGAACCUACGUGAUCAACAAGCAGACCCCAAACAAGCAAAUCUGGUUGUCUUCUCCUUCCAGUGGGCCCAAGCGUUAUGACUGGACUGGGAAAAGCUGGGUGUACUCCCACGACGGCAUAUCACUGCACCAGCUGCUGUCCACAGAGCUUUCUAAAGCUUUAAAAACCAAAUUGGACUUAUCUUCCUUGGCCUAUUCAGGAAAAGGCACUUGAUGUCCAGCCCAAUUUCGAAGACAUUAAAAGCUAUAAAUCCAAGACCACAGCGUCAUUCUGCAGCUGAGUGUGUCUGUUCUUUUCCAUUCCUGACUGAGGGCAGUUGCAUUGUGUGUAACAGCUUGAAAAGCUUUGUCGCCUCCCACCCCACCCCCAAGUGCUGAUUUUUUAUUUCUAUAGAGUUUUUUUUUUUUUUGCUUUAUUUAUUGUCUGAUUUCUGCCCUCACAUGACCUGCCUUAUCAUCUUUUUAAUGUCUGCAUACCCAUAUUUUAACAUAAGUACCUUACAACAAAGAAAAAUAAUAAGGAAAGUUCUGGAAAGAGAAAUGAAUUGGCUUCACUCUAUUCUUUGAAGGACUUAACUGCAGAAAUGACAUGAAGAGCGGCUGGCCACCCUCACCAUUCUUUCUCAGACGUGUUAAAGGGUAGCCUAUAAAUGUUCCCACGCCUGUUUGAAAGGGUGAACACUUCUGAGGCAUUUAGAAGUAAGUGUCAAAGGCAACUUGGGAGUUCUCAAACUCAAAACCAUCCUCCAUUCAUGCUUUGUUACUCUGAAGGGGUGUGGCCUGCACUGGGUGGCUCAGGGAGACUUGGUUUGGUUUCUUCCAUAUAUGCAUAUAUAUGUAUGGGUGUGUGUGUAUAUAUAUAUAAAAAAUAUAUAUAUGUGUGUGUGUAUAUAUAUAUGUAAAGAUUUAGUGUAUAAUCAGCUGAUGAAACACUGGGGUCUGAAAAUGGAAAAAAAAAAAAAAAAUCCCAGACUCUUUCCCAAAGACAAGAAGAAUAAAAAAAGCCAUCUCUAGAAGCAGAGUGUUACUGUGUAAUAGAUGGUGUCAGGCCACAGAGCUGAAGAGCUGCUUUGGAAAUUGUGAAGAGCCACAUACAGAAAGUAUUGGUGAAAAUAACCCUGAUCCUAGACUCGGCUUAGCCCAAAGUAGUUGUCUAUCUGUGGGCAACUUUCACAAACCCCCUGCACCCAUUUCCCCAUGUUAGGUAGGAGGGUUGAACUGGAUAGAAGAGUUGGCUCCCAAUUCACACAUCAGUGGCUAGCUUUCAUUCCCUCUGGUUAGAUAAGGGGACAGCAAUGAAUGAUUUUUUAAAGCUAUGUAGUAAAUAUACAGGCAGUCCCCGGAUUACAAACGAGUUCCGUUCUUAAAUCUGUCUUUAAGUCAAAUUUGUACGUAAAUCAGAACAGUUAGGGUCUAACGUGAGUGAAGAUGUUUGUCUCAGUAUGUAGUAUAUAGUGUCCCUUUCUGUGCAUAAAAAAAAACUUCCAGAUAUACUAAAACUUCUUUAACAUAAUACAGUCAUAAUAAUAAUAAAGUAGAGCCUGUUUAUUAUUAUAAACCAUUGGAUGUACCUCAAAUUUUUAACAUAGUAGGCUUUACAGGGCUUGGUUCAUAACUAUAGUUGUACACAAGUCAGACGUUCGUAACCCAGGGACUGCUUGUAUUGUCAUUGGUAUUAUUCUGUUGGAAUUUCGGUUGAAUUCAUGUUAAUAUAAUAAACACCUUUAUCGUGUCCCCCCAAGCAACUUUGUUUUAAUCUUUACUGACUUGCAUUUGCACGUGAAGAAACCAAGGCUCAGGAACAUUAAAACAACUCACCUAAAGUUAUGUCCAUCUUCUGUUACUUUCUUACUAAAGAAAGUUUUAUUAGUAACAAGUCUGUAUGAAUGUGUAGCAAAGGCUUUUACAGUGAGUGAACCCAAAACGGGAUCCACUAUAGAAGAAAAAAAAUCUUAAUAGAGCAAUAUAAGCAAAUGUUACAUGGGUUUUUAAAAUAUUCCCUUUCUUCACAAAUAAAAUUUUUUUUGAGUCUGGUGGAAAUUUUUAAGUGUGGUAGGCCAGUGCCAGUGAGAAAAUAAAUAAAAUUGUGCAUGUGUGUGUUUA
Loxodonta africana (African savanna elephant) is the source of this 2504-nucleotide messenger RNA. RefSeq names its product frataxin (gene FXN). The transcript is spliced from 5 exons. The coding region runs from base 1 to 615 and encodes 204 amino acids. Gene Ontology annotation, molecular function: ferric iron binding; 2 iron, 2 sulfur cluster binding; iron chaperone activity. Lineage: Eukaryota; Metazoa; Chordata; Mammalia; Proboscidea; Elephantidae. Gene Ontology annotation, cellular component: mitochondrion. The record is from RefSeq and is a predicted model, not a curated record. Gene Ontology annotation, biological process: iron incorporation into metallo-sulfur cluster; intracellular iron ion homeostasis.